Molecule: messenger RNA, 2982 nt
Organism: Aspergillus clavatus NRRL 1
Lineage: Eukaryota; Fungi; Ascomycota; Eurotiomycetes; Eurotiales; Aspergillaceae
Exons: 1
Coding region: 1-2982 (993 amino acids)
Molecular function (GO): protein binding
Source: RefSeq, a predicted model, not a curated record
AUGGAUCAACGUCAGAAAACCCCAAGUAGACCAAGCGGCAUCCCUCGGUUAGCUGUCUCUAGACUGCCGCUGCCCACUUCCAGCACUUCCAAGUCGAUCAAACCGUCCCCCUCUCGUGAAAAGCUGCGCGCAGAUUCUGGUCUGGAUGUCGCUAGACUGCGGAGACCCUCCGAACAACCUGUUUUCAAGAAGCCUCUUCCAAGAUACUCAACACCAGUCAAGACACCCGAGCGAUCACAAGCGAGAAGAGACAUAUCCCAGAGCAGGUUCAGUGAUGAUGGACAAUCGGAAGAUGCUGGGGCUGCUUCGAACGAGAGCUCAACACUGGGGUUAGAAGCUACUGGACAGGAGACAGAGAUUCGUGGUCGCAUGAGGCCUUCACUAUCCGAACGAACAAUUGAGACCUUAGCUCAGAUUCCUCCAUCGCCUGCGACUCUGAGGAGACAAUCUAGCUUUUUCAAUGGCGCCAGCCCGGUCCGAUCACCGUCGCGACCGCCAUCUUCUAUGGCUUCAAGGUCGCCUUCGCGAGCAUCCUCCACUCGUCAGCCUAGCGGCAACGAUUUCUUGUCGCAACCAUUGCCGAGUGCACGACUUCCUUCGAGAUCGCGGAUCUCUCCUGUUCCAAGUUUGUCCUCAAGUGAUGUACCUACUAGCCAAAAGGUGGCAUUGGUUCGCGUCGACAGCCCGUCGAAACUGAAGAAACCUUCUUCAAGAACAAGUCUCUACGGAGGAAGUAAGAUCACGACAGUCACCUCCCCGAGCAUUCGUCCGGCUUUAGGCAAAGUAUCUGCAAAUUCUAAGUUCUCGGACAUGGGUCCACCACCUCCCCCUCUUCAGGUGAAGAAAACAAGGAAGUCAAUAGCAGCCAAUCCCAACCCUACAGUCAACCCGAGAAGGCCAUCAUCUCAACUAAAUGCGCCUGAUGAUACAGCAGAGCAACAGUUGGAGCUAGAAAUGAGAAAGGUCUCCCGCUCUUCCAACGCGCUGAGAGAAAGUAUCGCCAAAGCCAAAGCCGCACGGAAAGCCGCAGUAAGACAGAGCAGCGCCCAAAUCUCACCUGCUGAUGACUGGGAUAGUGUGGAGGAUCCUUUCAACCAAGUUCCCAAAGAUUCAAACAGUGGGCUGCUUCGAAAACGUGUAGAAGCAGGUCGCACCUCAGGUCAUCUAAAUAUUGCGGCGAUGUCUUUGCGAGAGAUACCGAAUGAAAUCAUGACCAUGUAUGAUUUCGAUCCUACCUCAACUACCGAGUGGUAUGAAAGUGUCGAUCUUGUGAAGUUUAUCGCAGCAGACAAUGAAUUUGUUGAGCUACCUGAUUCUGCCUUCCCUGACAUUGAUCCUCUGGACUUCGAUCCCGAUACUGAUGAAAAGGGCAACCAGUUCGGCGGACUCGAGAUUCUGGACCUCCAUGGCAAUCUGCUUCGUACCCUACCUAUGGGUCUCAGGAGAUUGCAGAGACUUCAGACCCUGAAUCUCUCCAACAACAAACUGAACAUGGAGCAGUUGCAGAUCGUGAUGCAGUUAGAGUCUCUCAGAGAGCUAAGGCUAGCGAACAAUCUCCUACAAGGUUCCUUCUCCUCAGACGUGGGCAGUCUCGCUCAAUUAGAACUCUUGGAUAUGCACGACAAUUCGCUUACCAGUCUCCCCGAAAGCCUUGGACAGUUGGCCUCUCUCAGGGUCUUGGACGUCGGUGGCAAUCAACUCACCUCUCUGCCUCUGGAAUCCCUCAGCAAGCUUUCCUUGAAAGUUCUUAGAGCGCCCAGGAACAAAUUAUCGGGGACACUCAUGCCGAUCUCAGUAAACAGACUUGACUCAUUGCAGGAACUGGAUGUCACUUGCAAUGCAUUGACGGCGAUAUCAGACCACGAUGAUUUGGAUUUACCGAGCUUGCAGACCUUGUCAAUCAGCGUGAAUCGCAUCCAGCGGUUGCCAAACGUCUCUUCAUGGCAAGAACUUUUGAUUUUGUCAGCUGAGGAUAAUAGUCUGUCGACAAUUCCCCAGGGAUUUGUCGAUCUGAAGAAUCUCAAAAAUGUGGACUUCACAGGAAACGAUAUCUCUAGGUUGGAUGAAAAAAUUGGUCUGAUGCAGGGCCUUUCCACCCUCCGAUUAGCAAACAAUCCACUGCGAGAGCGAAGAUUCUUGAAUAUGAAUACAGAAGACAUCAAGCGCGACCUGCGAAACCGGUGUGAACCCGAACCGCAAGACACAGAUGACGACGAAGGCUCUGUUGCGACACAGUUCACCCUUGCACCAGAGACGCCUGCCCAGUUGGCCUCGUGGCAGGUAAAACCAGGCGGAGUUCUUGAUAGAUCGUAUACAGAGCUGUCGGAAGUGGAUGUGAAGCACUUAGAGCGAACCAAUUUCGAUGAUAUACGGUGUCUCUACCUGCAACAUAACUCACUAUCUUGCAUCCCUGUCGCAGCACUCAGUAUGCUUGCACAUAAUUUGACCGACCUUGACCUCUCGAACAACCCGCUUGAUAGCCCGUUGCUUCUCUCAUCGUCCCUGGCGUUGCCGAAUCUCCAAAUCCUCAACCUCAGUGGAACAAAAUUGACAACCCUGGAGCCCAUAAUGGUUCAUUUAUCGGCGCCGUCUCUGACCAUUCUUGAUGUCUCGUACAACCGCCUUUCCGGACCCGUUCCAGCUGUGCGCCAAAAAUAUCCGAACCUGAUGACUUUCCUCGCAGCAGACAAUCGAUUUGAGUCCCUAGAAUUUGAGGCUGUGCAGGGGCUUCAGGUCCUGGACGUCGGCAACAAUAAUAUCAGUUCGCUUCCACCAAAGCUUGGCUUACUCCGAGCUGAGGGAUGCAGAGAAAAUUGGGGUACUGGAUCUCCGCUGAGAAGAUUUGAGGUGGCAGGCAACAGCUUUCGAGUUCCUCGGUGGCAGGUUGUGGCGAAAGGGACUGAUACCAUCCUUGAAUGGUUGAAGGACCGUAUUCGAAGCGAAGACCUUGCUGAAUGGGAGCCUGAGAUCAUAGAAGAUUAA